AUGCAACUGAAAGCUUUCAUCAUCUGCUUGAUGGCGACCGGGGCUUAUGCCUGCACCGACGGCCAGUUACCGAGUAACCAACAGGCUCAUGCAGCAAACAAUAUAACAAAACCAGAAUUCGGAGGCCAAACUCCACCAAAGGGCACUGGAGCAACGUACUGUGGUAAUCACGGCAACCCGUACGGCAGUAAUAUCCUCCUCAUCGACAAAAAAUGGGUGUCUAGCUUCAAAUACGUGGCCCAGUUCUAUUCGCCGCCGGAGACAACGGAAUCAUGGAACAUUGUUGUUUGGAAUAAGUGUGGUAAAGAUGGUGGCGUUGACGGGUUCUUUGGUGAAUGGGUGCAAAACUUUCAAAUCGCACCAAGUGAAACCAAAUAUGUUGUUUUCGACGAGGAUAGUCAAGGAGGCUGGGGAGCUGCUCCAGGUACUAGCCCAGUCCUUAACUCCGUGGGGAGCUGUGCAAGCACCUGGGGUGAGUUUGACUUUGCAAAUGCGGCCAACAACGCGUCGGGCUAUGAUGUCUCUUCGAUCGCGGCGCAGAAUGCUACUCUGACCGUCCAAGGCAUGCAAAUUUGCGCUACUCAAUCCAAUAACUGUUCUUCUAUUUCAAACUCUGGAACCGUCAUCAAUGCCUACACAGAGGCUAACCAGGAUCGAAAUGACAUUGCCCCUUGGUUGAUCGGCGAUGGCCCGGUGACUCUGGACGUUACUAUUAAUUUCUCGGGGUAA
Molecule: messenger RNA, 729 nt
Organism: Talaromyces rugulosus
Lineage: Eukaryota; Fungi; Ascomycota; Eurotiomycetes; Eurotiales; Trichocomaceae
Exons: 1
Coding region: 1-729 (242 amino acids)
Cellular component (GO): extracellular region
Molecular function (GO): IgE binding
Source: RefSeq, a predicted model, not a curated record